GCGGCGCGCUCCCGUGAACUAAUUCAUUGUAUCAGACUGAGACAGGAGGAAGCAGCGAACGACUGGGCAGACUGGAGAGCCGCUUAGCUUCGAGAAAUACUGAAAAACCCGACCGCUUGGCACAUAAACUGAAGGGAUGGCAGCCAUCCGUAAGAAGCUGGUGAUAGUCGGCGAUGGAGCCUGUGGGAAGACUUGUCUUCUUAUCGUCUUCAGCAAGGACCAGUUCCCUGAGGUCUACGUUCCCACCGUGUUUGAGAACUAUGUUGCUGACAUCGAAGUGGACGGCAAACAGGUUGAGCUGGCUCUCUGGGACACGGCCGGUCAGGAGGACUACGACAGGCUGAGACCCCUCUCCUACCCAGACACUGACGUCAUCCUCAUGUGUUUCUCCAUAGACAGCCCCGACAGCUUGGAAAAUAUUCCUGAAAAAUGGACCCCAGAGGUCAAGCACUUCUGCCCCAACGUCCCUAUAAUCCUUGUAGGAAACAAGAAAGAUCUACGUAAUGAUGAGCACACGCGUCGAGAGCUGGCCAAGAUGAAGCAGGAACCAGUAAAGUCGGAGGAAGGCCGGGACAUGGCCGGGCGCAUCGCAGCCUUUGGUUAUAUGGAAUGUUCUGCAAAGACCAAGGAUGGCGUACGGGAGGUGUUCGAGAUGGCAACCAGGGCGGCGCUGCAGGCCCGCCGCGGAAAGAAAAGCAAUAGAUGUGCACUGCUGUAAAACGGCAGACAUAUUUGGACUGUUUUCACCCUGGGCUGUUCUACCCGGGGAUAGGGCUCAGUGGGGAAAGAGGGAUCACUAGAACGAGAGGGAGGGGAGGGAAGGGGAAGAAAAGACUGCAGUACAUGACUACCGCUGUAAACUGGCUGUUUGUUGGACUCUAUUUACCCUGGGACUCGGGUUUAGGAAGGAAGGAGCACAGUAAAUGACUGCCGCUGUAAACC
Poecilia latipinna (sailfin molly) is the source of this 942-nucleotide messenger RNA. It is a transcript of the gene rhoab, whose product is annotated as ras homolog gene family, member Ab. The transcript is spliced from 5 exons. Gene Ontology annotation, biological process: small GTPase-mediated signal transduction. Gene Ontology annotation, molecular function: GTPase activity; GTP binding. The record is from RefSeq and is a predicted model, not a curated record. NCBI's taxonomy places the organism in Eukaryota, Metazoa, Chordata, Actinopteri, Cyprinodontiformes, Poeciliidae. The coding region runs from base 137 to 718 and encodes 193 amino acids.